Molecule: messenger RNA, 3751 nt
Organism: Salvia splendens (bonfire salvia)
Lineage: Eukaryota; Viridiplantae; Streptophyta; Magnoliopsida; Lamiales; Lamiaceae
Product: calcium-transporting ATPase 4, endoplasmic reticulum-type
Exons: 9
Coding region: 264-3473 (1069 amino acids)
Cellular component (GO): membrane
Molecular function (GO): ATP binding; transporter activity; ATP hydrolysis activity
Source: RefSeq, a predicted model, not a curated record
GACUUUUGCAGGUUGAAGAAGGUGCGAAGAAGCAGCACAUCUGUGCCUUUUCUCUCUCCUCCUCCCCAUUCUCUCUCACACACACACACACACUGAUUAAAACGCUUCCCACCAUAUGCAGUUUCUAGAGACGCAUAAACUUCAAACCCUGCGCUACUAAACCUAUCACUACUAAACCAAGCCGGCAGCCGCCGAGCUGGUGAGUCUGUUUUAAUGGAUAAUGUUGUAUUGUAUUUCGUCGGGUGAUUUAAUUUUGUGGCCUCAUGGGGAAGGGAGGGCAAAAUUACGGGAAGAGGGAGAAUCUGGGUGAUGAUAAGGAGCCAAAAGGGGAUUCUUACGCGGCGUGGUCGAAAGAUGUAAGAGAGUGUGAGGAGAAGUUUCAAGUGAGGAAGGCGCAUGGAUUAUCGGGUGAUGAUGUCGAAAAAAGGAGGCAGAUGUACGGUCUUAAUGAGCUGGAGAAACACGACGGGCCUUCGAUUAUGAGGUUGAUUCUGGAUCAGUUCAAUGACACGUUAGUUAGAAUUUUAUUGGUUGCAGCGGUGGUUUCUUUUGUGUUGGCGUGGUAUGAUGGCGACGAAGGCGGGGAGAUGGAGAUCACAGCCUUUGUGGAACCUCUGGUAAUAUUUUUAAUAUUGAUAGUCAAUGCCAUCGUUGGGGUUUGGCAGGAGAACAAUGCUGAGAAAGCACUCGACGCGUUGAAGGAAAUACAGUCGGAGCAUGCAACUGUUAUUCGGGAAGGUAAAAAGGUUGCUAGUUUGCCGGCGAAGGAGCUUGUUCCUGGAGACAUUGUUGAGUUGAGAGUCGGGGAUAAAGUUCCUGCAGAUAUGAGGGUGUUGAGCUUGAUCAGCUCGACCCUCCGGGUUGAACAGGGUUCAUUGACUGGUGAGAGUGAGGCAGUGAGUAAGACUACCAAGGCUGUAUCAGAGGACGUCGACAUUCAGGGCAAGAAAUGUAUGGUGUUUGCUGGGACUACUGUGGUGAAUGGGAUCUGUAUUUGUUUGGUGACUCAGACUGGGAUGAAUACAGAGAUAGGGAAGGUACACUGUCAGAUUCACGAGGCGUCUCAGAGUGAAGACGAUACACCCUUGAAGAAGAAGUUGAAUGAAUUCGGAGAAGUUUUAACUGCCAUCAUUGGAGUGAUCUGCACGUUGGUUUGGCUGAUUAAUGUGAAGUACUUCCUUUCCUGGGAGAUUGUUGAUGGGUGGCCAAGGAACUUUAAGUUCUCCUUUGAGAAGUGCACUUAUUACUUUGAGAUUGCUGUGGCAUUGGCAGUUGCUGCUAUUCCCGAAGGUUUGCCUGCAGUAAUUACAACUUGCUUGGCGCUUGGUACACGUAAGAUGGCUGCUAAGAAUGCCCUGGUUCGCAAGUUGCCUAGUGUUGAAACCCUUGGCUGCACCACAGUGAUUUGCUCUGAUAAGACUGGGACUCUGACUACCAAUCAGAUGGCAGUGUCUAAGCUUUAUGCUAUGAGUUCCAAGCCCUAUGAUGUUCGAUCCUUUGAUGUGCAAGGAACUAGUUAUGAUCCAUUCGAUGGGAAAAUACAGAACUGGCCAGGGGGUCAAUUAGAUUCUAAUCUUCAAAUGAUAGCAAAAAUUGCUGCUAUCUGCAACGAUGCCGAUGUGGAAAAAGCUGGCCAAGAAAAAUCUGGACAUUAUGUGGCCAAUGGAAUGCCAACUGAAGCUGCUCUUAAGGUUCUGGUUGAGAAAAUGGGCCUCGCUAACGAAAUAGCUUCUGGACCGUCUUCUGGAUAUGAUGGCGUUUUAAGGUGCUCCUACGCAUGGAAUAAACUCGAGCAGAGAAUUGCUACCCUUGAGUUUGAUCGAGAUAGAAAAUCCAUGGGUGUUAUUGUGAACUCUUGCAGUGGAAAAAGGACACUGCUUGUAAAGGGUGCAGUGGAGACACUAUUGGAUAGAAGCUCAUUUGUGCAAUUGCUUGAUGGAUCUGUUGUACACAUGGAUAAAGAGUUUAAGGAAGUUAUAUUGAAAAGUCUGCAUCAAAUGUCAAGCAGUGCAUUACGAGUUCUGGGUUUUGCAUACAAGGACGAUCUUCCAGAAUUUGCUACAUAUAAUGGUGAUGAAGACCAUCCAGCUCAUCAGCUCUUACUGAACCCUGCCAAUUAUUCCUCAAUUGAGAGCAGAUUAGUCUUUGUUGGUUUGGCUGGUUUAAGAGAUCCUCCACGAAAAGAAGUCCCUGAAGCAAUUGACGAUUGUAGAACAUCUGGAAUCAGGGUUAUGGUAAUUACAGGAGAUAACAAAGAAACAGCAGAGGCAAUUUGUCGUGAUAUAGGUGUUUUUGGUCGCCAUGAAAAUAUCACUUCAAGGAGCUUAACAGGAAAAGAGUUCAUUGAACUCUCAAGCCGUGACAAACAAUCACAUUUAAGUCAAAGUGGAGGGCUUCUUUUCUCAAGGGCUGAACCAAGGCAUAAACAAGAUAUAGUGAGGCUGCUCAAGGAGUCUGGUGAAGUUGUAGCAAUGACUGGGGAUGGAGUUAAUGAUGCACCUGCACUGAAAUUGGCAGAUAUUGGAAUUGCAAUGGGAAUUGCUGGGACAGAGGUUGCAAAGGAAGCGUCUGACAUGGUUUUAGCUGACGAUAAUUUCAGCACAAUAGUUGCUGCUGUUGGUGAAGGCAGAUCCAUUUACAAUAACAUGAAGGCCUUCAUUAGAUACAUGAUCUCCUCAAAUAUUGGUGAGGUGGCUUCGAUAUUUCUAACUGCUGCCAUAGGCAUUCCGGAGGGCCUGAUACCAGUGCAGCUUCUGUGGGUUAACUUGGUAACUGAUGGACCACCAGCUACUGCUUUGGGAUUUAAUCCACCCGACAAGGAUAUAAUGAAGAAACCAUCUAGAAGAAGUGAUGAUUCAUUGAUCAGUCCAUGGAUUUUGUUUCGUUACUUGGUCAUUGGAUCUUAUGUUGGUUUAGCAACUGUGGGAGUAUUCAUAAUCUGGUAUACCCAAUCAUCUUUCCUUGGCAUUGAUCUCAGUGGAGACGGGCACAGUCUCGUAACAUACUCUCAGCUUGCUAACUGGGGACAGUGCCAAACCUGGCAGAACUUUACGGCCUCACCUUUCACAGCUGGGGAUCAAGUGUUCAAAUUUGAGAAUCCAUGCGACUACUUCCAGACCGGGAAAAUAAAGGCUAUGACUCUCUCCCUAUCAGUGCUGGUUGCUAUUGAGAUGUUCAACUCGCUGAAUGCUCUAUCUGAGGAUGGAAGUCUCAUCACAAUGCCUCCAUGGGUCAACCCUUGGCUUCUCAUAGCUAUGUCAGUAUCGUUUGGGUUGCACUUCCUAAUCCUCUAUGUGCCUUUCCUUGCUCAAAUAUUCGGCAUUGUGCCUCUAAGCGUGAAUGAGUGGCUCUUGGUGUUGGCUGUAGCUCUACCAGUUAUAUUAAUAGACGAGGUUCUGAAGUUUGUCGGCAGAUGUACAAGUGGGGUCAGGAGAUCAGGCGCAAGAAGAUCUUCCAAGCAUAAGGCGGAAUGAGGAUGCAGACGACGAUUUUAAUGCUGAAACGGUGAUAAACACCACCAUUUCUUCCGCCCGCCCUUGAUAUGAAAAUAAUGGCCUACCUGUUUUCGCUGAAGAUUGAUUAUUGGUUAGACAUUUGAGAUAUAGGGCUUUAACUAGAUCUUAACCCAGUGACUUGCCUUGUAAUUUUGGGCAAACUCGUUACAGACAUUUGGGCGAAACACUUUUAAUUUAAUCUUAUUACUUUUCAUGUUGAAAUUUUUGGCAUCUUAAAUGAAGAUAAUUUCUUAGUA